AUGCCUCCACGAAGAGCAACACAAGGUUGUCCAGCUAGGAUAAAUGUUGAACCACAAGAGCAAGGGGUACCUAAUGCAACCAACGUGCAACCUCAAGGAGAGGUCACUAAUGUCGAAUUCUGUGAGGCUAUCGAGAUGCUAAGCCUAGCUGGGACUAACCAGGAUUCCUUGAGUGUGCAUGAGUAUGGGUUGAAGUUCACCCAACUGUCCCGCUAUGCUCCUGAAAUGGUUAAGGACAUGAGGAGCAGAAUGAACUUUUUUGUUGCUGGUUUGGGUCGUUUAUUGAGCAAAGAUGGUAGGGCUACGAUGCUGAUAGGCGACAUGGACAUCUCAAGGUUGAUGGUUUAUGUGCAGCAGGUUGAAGAGGAGAAGUUAAUGGACAUGGAAGAGUAUAAAACCAAGAAAGUUAAGACUAGGAAUGAGUCUGGGCAGCAGAAGGGCAGUGUGAAUCGUUCUUCCUUUCAGAAGCAAAAGGGGCCAGCACCAUCAUCUGCUAGUGCACCUGCACCCAGAAACAGAGGAGACUAUAAUGGUCAGAAUUCGCAAGACUUCAGGGCUAGACCAGCACAGUCCCAAAGUAGUGUGGUACAAGGAGGUAGUUUAACUCUUGCAUGUGCUAGGUGUGGUAGAACCCACCCAGCCAAGAGGAUUGACAGUGUAGCUUAUAAGUUGGAGCUACCACAGGAAUUAGCAGUGGUUCAUCUGACGCAGGUAACCAGGAUCAACACCCAGUGCGCCGUUGAUCUAGUCGAGCGCUCCAGAGUCAGUGGUGAGCUUCCUUGCAUUUCGGAGGACCCCUUUUAUUCGCUUUCUAGUUUAGUUCAUUAG
Molecule: messenger RNA, 828 nt
Organism: Solanum stenotomum
Lineage: Eukaryota; Viridiplantae; Streptophyta; Magnoliopsida; Solanales; Solanaceae
Exons: 4
Coding region: 1-828 (275 amino acids)
Source: RefSeq, a predicted model, not a curated record